UAUUAUAAAUAUCAUCGUAUACAUACUCCCAUCACACCACAGCCUGCAAGCAACCAUGCAACCUCUCACCAUCGUCUCUCUAAUUGUGGCUUCACUCUUUCUCAUUGCUUGUUGGGCACUAUCACCCAAGACUUUGAAGAACUUUCCACCAGGGCCACCAAAACUACCUAUUAUCGGAAACAUACACCAACUCAAAAGCUCCACCCCUCAUCGAGUUCUUAGAAGGUUAGCCAGGAAAUAUGGCCCCAUCAUGUACCUACAGCUCGGCCAAGUCUCUACAGUUGUCGUGUCUACACCUCGACUAGCUCGAGAGAUCUUCAAGACCAACGAUAUCUGCUUUGACGACAGACCGACCAGCACAGCCUCUCAAAUAUUCUUUUAUAACGCUCAAGACAUUGGGUGGGCUCCUUGCGGAGAAUACUGGAGACAGAUGAAGAAGAUCUGCAGAUUAGAGCUUCUAAGUGCUAAAAAGAUUCGAUCUUUCAGCUCCAUUCGGGAAGAGGAGCUUAGUCGUAUAACUAAGGUUUUUGAAUCGAAAGCCGGAACACCCGUCAACUUCACGGAAAUCACUGUGGGGAUGGUGAAUAAUGUGAUAUGCAAGGCUACGUUGGGAUAUUCUUACAAAGACCAGGCUACACUGAUCGAGCUAUUGCUUGACGUGUUGAAAACUUUGAGUGCUUUCAAUCUAGCAUCGUAUUAUCCCCGUCUACAGUUUCUUGACGUGAUUUUGGGGAAGAAAGCCAAGUGGUUGAAGAUGCAUAAAAAGCUUGAUGGCAUCUUGGAAGAUGUGUUAAAGGAACAUAGAGCUAGAGGAAGAAACAAUAACCAUCAGGAAGAUCUAGUUGAUGUCCUGUUGAGGGUGAAGGAGACCGGUGACAUGGAUUUCAAGCUCACGGACGAACAUGUCAAAGCCGUUGUUCUGGAUAUGUUGGCUGCUGGAACUGAUGCAUCUUCGACAACACUUGAAUGGGCGAUGGCGGAACUCAUGAGGAACCCUCAGAUUAUGAAGAGAGCACAGGCAGAAGUGAGAUCAGUGGUGAAGGGAGACACAAUCACGGAAACCGAUGUACAGAGUUUGCAUUACCUGAAACUAAUAGUAAAGGAAACAUUGAGGUUACAUGCUCCUACACCAUUGUUAGUACCCAGAGAAUGCCGGCAUGACAUCAACGUCGGCGGAUAUGAUAUUCCGGCCAAGACUAAGAUAAUAGUAAGCGCCUGGGCUUGUGGAACAGACCCUGAUAGUUGGGAAGAUGCCGAAAGCUUCUUUCCAGAGAGAUUUGAGAACUGCCCGAUCAAUUACAUGGGUGCAGAUUUUGAGUUCAUUCCAUUUGGUGCUGGCCGGAGAAUUUGCCCAGGAAUUACAUUUGGGCUGAGUAUGGUUGAAUACCCACUUGCUAAUUUCUUGUAUCAUUUUGAUUGGAUGCUUCCAAAUGGAUUAAAACCGCAUGAGCUUGACAUCACAGAAAUCACAGGGAUUUCUACAUCGCUCAAACAUCAUUUGAAAAUCGUCCCGAUCCCCAAAGUCCUUAGCAAAGUAAGAUAAGCUUCAGCUUUAAUUGGAUUGGUCGUGCAUUUGUUGGGGCUCUCGUCAGUGUUCCUUCUUGUUGUUCCUUCUUGUCGUAUCAUAUGCCUGUACUUUUUUCAUGGAUUCGCAAUAAUAUGUUUAAUUUUCAUUUAUGCGUGACAAU
Messenger RNA from Lactuca virosa, 1688 nucleotides. Lineage: Eukaryota; Viridiplantae; Streptophyta; Magnoliopsida; Asterales; Asteraceae. The record is from the annotation of a GenBank genome assembly.